ACCGCACCUACGCAUGCGUAAUAGUUACGGCAGGUAGAUCUUAUUUCCUAAUUCCUUACCUUUGUGUUUUGUGUCUCUUGAGUAGCAGAAAUUCUAAAGCUAUUUCGCUCUAUCUCCAAUAUUUUAAGGCAUUCUAGUUACCUCGGAUCUGAUAUGAGUAGUUCAGAGGAAGUCUCUUGGAUUUCCUGGUUUUGUGGAUUGCGAGGAAAUGAGUUCUUUUGCGAAGUUGAUGAAGAUUAUAUUCAAGACAAAUUCAACUUAACAGGUCUCAAUGAACAAGUCCCUCAUUAUAGACAGGCUCUGGAUAUGAUAUUAGACCUCGAGCCAGAUGAUGAACUUGAAGAUAAUCCAAACCAAAGUGAUUUGAUUGAGCAAGCUGCUGAGAUGCUGUAUGGUUUGAUCCAUGCACGCUACAUAAUGACAAAUAGGGGCAUAGCUCAAAUGAUUGAAAAAUGGCAGCAAGGUGACUUUGGUUACUGUCCUCGGGUUUAUUGUGAGAACCAACCCAUGCUACCUAUUGGUCUCACUGAUGUACCUGGUGAAGCAAUGGUGAAGCUGUACUGUCCAAAAUGCCAAGAUGUUUACACACCUAAGUCUUCUCGUCAUCACCACACGGAUGGAGCAUAUUUUGGCUCUGGUUUCCCACACAUGUUGUUCAUGGUCCAUCCAGAAUACAGACCUAAGCGUCCUGCAAACCAGUUUAUUCCAAGAUUAUAUGGUUUCAAGAUUCACCCAUUAGCAUAUCAACUCCAGUAUCAGGCUGCUGCCAAUUUCAAAAUGCCCAUUAGGGGAAUGGGACACAGUAAUAGCAAAAGGUAGGCUACUGUGUCAACCACAAGUGCCGACUCUGAGCAGACCAGCUGUCAGUUCCUGUAAAAAAAGAAAAAAAAAAAUUGUAUCUUUGUUACUGACAAAAACUCUUCCUGUCUCUUUUAUUUUUUUUUUCUCCCCCUUUUUUUUUAUAUAUAUAGCAAUCAGUUCUGAAAUGUCAUCUAGCUGCAACCAUUUGUAGUUAACCUGCUGUUACUAUGGAAAUUCCAGCUGGUUUUUUUUCUGUAAUCUGCACGUGGAAGUGUUUCAAAAGAUGGACAAACAACUACUUUGGAAGUGGAAGGAAAAGCAAAUACCAUUCUGAUACCUAUAGUAAUUAUUCUGGAGACUGUUUUCUCAUGUUUCUCUGGUUUUCUGACUGAAAUCAUAAACUGUAUUAAAUUGUUUUGAUAUUUUUUGCAUCUCUCCUUAAUGCUUAAGACAAUUAUUAGCAUUGAAAAUGAAGAAAUCAGACGGAGAAUGGAAAUGACAAAUAUUACAUUGGUGUGUGUGUCUGUGAUAUACACGCUAUUUUAAUAGCUACAAUCAGCGUUAUUAUCCACCAUCACUGAGUCAUUGGUGAUCUGUACAGCUUGUACAGAACAACUGCUGGGUCUAUCAAGUGCUGAGCAAAUCUUAACCCUUCCAUAGUGUUUGUUAAUCACCUGAUCUUGACUCUGUAUACUGUGAAUAUAUGCAACAUUUACUUUAUACAAUUUCUCCCUAAGUAAUAGAAAAAUUUUAUUUUUAAUUUAAAUUUUAUUUCACUGACUGACUUCAUCUGGUUUCUGUUUUAGAUAAAGGGGUGGGGGGUUUUUUUUUGUCUUUUUUUCUCUCUUCUCACUGGCCCUUUCAUCAUUACUACCUCCAUCCCCCUCAUCAUCAAAUGUAAACACACCCAAAUGACUUAAUACAUACAAUAUAAAGCAAACUAAAUUUUUCUUUCUAACUUAUUUUUCCCAUCAAAACUAAUAACAAUGGAUGUUAGACCACAAGGAGAUCUAACUCAAUUACAGUUUUAUAUAAAUGAAUAUAUAUAGAUAUGAAAUUCACGUCUUCUCUUUCCUCCAAAUUAAUUUCACUCACGUUUUCCUUGUUAGAAAGCUUGCGGUGACUGUAUAUUUAUGCAUCAAUAAAAUCAACUCUUCUAUCUUUUAACACA
Molecule: messenger RNA, 1972 nt
Organism: Octopus bimaculoides (California two-spot octopus)
Lineage: Eukaryota; Metazoa; Mollusca; Cephalopoda; Octopoda; Octopodidae
Product: casein kinase II subunit beta
Cellular component (GO): protein kinase CK2 complex; cytoplasm
Molecular function (GO): protein kinase regulator activity
Source: RefSeq, a predicted model, not a curated record